Molecule: messenger RNA, 3360 nt
Organism: Leptopilina boulardi
Lineage: Eukaryota; Metazoa; Arthropoda; Insecta; Hymenoptera; Figitidae
Gene: Art3
Product: protein arginine N-methyltransferase 3
Exons: 8
Coding region: 139-1710 (523 amino acids)
Biological process (GO): peptidyl-arginine methylation
Cellular component (GO): nucleus
Molecular function (GO): protein-arginine N-methyltransferase activity
Source: RefSeq, a predicted model, not a curated record
ACGUCUCAAAAAGAAGAAGCGCAUUGUUCCUAACCUAUAAAAUCAGCCUCGUGAUAUCAUAAAACGAGACAUGAACAAGUUUUUGUAAAAAUUUUUUUAAAAACAUUUUCAUAGACGAGGAAAUCAAAAAUUUUCAGUAUGACAGAAAAAAUUUCAGUAAAUAAUCGUUGUCAUGAAAUAUCAAAUGAUUUGAGCGACAGUGACAGUGGUGAUGAUUGGGAUGAAAUUGAAGAGGCACAAGUUAUCUCGUGUCUAUUUUGUACGCAGGAAUGCAAUGAUCGAUCGGUUGCCUUAAAACAUCUCGAAGUAUGUCACGAUUUUAGCCUGCCGAAUUUUAAGAUAAAACAUGCCCUCGAUAUGUAUUCUUACAUCAAGUUGAUAAAUUUUAUCAGAAAAAAAAAUGUCUCUUCCUAUGAUCUCAAUGCACUCAACAUUAAAAUUUGGGACAGUGACGAAUAUUUAACUCCAUUCAUUCCAGAUGAUGCUUGGCUAAUGUUUGACAUGGAAGAACUUGAAGAAAAAGUAACAAAACCCGCCGCAUAUCCAGUGAAUUCUGAGAAUGGCUGUGUAACACUUUCGGAAAUUCAUUUUGCUGAACUUCAAAGGACAAUUCAAUCUCUCAAAGCUCAAUUGGAACAAAGAGAAUUGGCUUGUCUCUCAGCAAAACAGCAAAUAGAUGAAAUGAAAGAACAUGCACAUCGUCUUGUUUUGGAUGACGAUCCACCGCCAUUAAAGGAGAGAUGCGUGAAAAGUGUUUCUUGCGAUAUUGACAAAGGAUAUUUUAAUACUUAUAGCCACUUUGCAAUUCAUCACGAAAUGUUAACGGACAAAGUGCGAACAGAAAGUUAUCGUGAUGCGUUAUUAAUGAAUUCGCACACUUUUCACAAUUGUUUAAUGUUGGAUGUUGGUUGUGGCACUGGAAUUCUUUCUAUGUUUGCCGCAAAAUCCGGUUGUCGAAAAGUCAUUAGCAUCGAUCAAUCGGAUAUUAUUUAUCAAGCGAUGGAUAUCGUUAGGGAAAACAAUCUCGACGAUGUUAUAACAUUGAAAAAAGGACGAUUGGAGGACAUUGAAUUGGGUGUCGACAAAGUCGAUGCAAUUGUCUCCGAAUGGAUGGGAUAUUUUUUACUCUUUGAAGGAAUGUUGGAUACUGUCGUUUAUGCAAGGGACCAUUAUCUUUCACCGGGAGGAAAACUUUUACCAAAUAGAUGUACACUCAGUAUUGUUGGAAGUGGAGAUACCAAACGUUAUGUGGAUCUUGUGGAUUAUUGGUCGAAUGUUUAUGGUUUUAAAAUGAGUUGUAUGAAAGCGGAAGUGAUUCGAGAGGCAAAUAUAGAGACUUGUAAUGCUCAGGAAAUAAUAACGAGUGUCGCACAACUACAGUCAUUUGAUCUUUAUAAAGUUGACACAAAUUGUGUCAAUUUUUCCUCAACAUUUGAAUUGUCAGUUAAAAAAACUGGUUCAUUAACUGCCAUUGUUGGAUAUUUUGAUGUCUUCUUCGAUUUGGAUAAUCCAAUAUCCUUUAGCACUGGACCACAAGCAACUCCCACUCAUUGGAAACAAACUGUCUUCUCCCUCAGCGAACCAAUUAGUAUAUCUGAAGGCGAGACUGUCAGUGGAAAACUAAUUUGCCGGAGACAUGUCAAGGAUAUUCGCGGAUUGAUAAUCACCAUUCAGCUAAAAAACACCAGUCAGGUUUAUCAUUUAGAUUAAAAAAAAAAAUUAUUGAAAACAUUUUUUCAUAUUCUUUUUACUUAUAAGGGCACUCGAAUUUUGAAAUUAAAACAAUUCUCAAAUUUUUGUUCUUUCUCCAAUAAUUUGCUGAUUUUUUUUUUUCAUAAUUAUGAAAACAAAAAUUCAUAAAUAAAUAAAUAAUUCACAAUGAAGAAAAUAAUUUUCAAUAAAGAAAAUUUCAAUUUUGAAAAAUACAAAAAAAAAAUUGAUAAAUACAAUUUACGAAUUAAUGAUUUAAAAAAAUAAAAGAAAACGAGGAAAAUUUGAAAUUGUUUAAAUUUCAAUCGAAUCGUUGAAAAAUAAGAAUAUGAAUUCUUGAAUAAGAAUUUUUGAAAGUUUAUAGAUAUUUGCUAGAAAAGUAGAAAUUUCCCCCAAGCUUAAUAUCACAUUAUGGAAUUGCGAUAAAUCUUAUUUAGAUAUUUUUCUGAGCGUUUCUUUUUAUCUCUCUCUCUCUCUCUCUUUGAAAGAAUAUUAACGCUUGAAACUCUCUUCCACUUUAUGUGCCUUUAGGAUAUAUAAUAUAAUGAUAAAAAAAAUAGCUUUGUAUAUAAACAAACGCAACAAAUUAAUCGUUGUACAAGCACAGGUUGUAAGCUUUACAAAAAAAAAAAAGCAAUUUACUCGCACUUAGAUAUUUUUUACGACCAACAUUUACGUCCGUUGGUCUUUAAAAUCGUAAAAAAAAAAAUUUUUCGAAACUUUUUCCGAGACGAUUAACAAUCACAAGUUAUUCUCGCACAAGUUAAUCUCGUCCUUAAAUAAUAGAUAUAUAAAUAAGUAAAUUAUAAAAAAAAAGAAAAAAAAAGUAAAAAAGAAACAAAAAAAAACAUCACAUUUUACAUAUUCAAUUUUGCGCAUAUAGAAACAUAGAAUUUAAAGGCGCUUUGACCAUUUUUUCUGCAUUUAAUCUUCCAGAGCUAAAUGUGAUCGAUUGCUGUCCUGAUUUCUUGCCAAAUAUAUACACUGAGAGAACAAAGUAGUUAAGGCAACUAAUAAAAUGGUUACGAAUACCAUUUUCGUUAGCAAACUAUACUGCUGCUAAUUCGAUAGUCAGGGUUACCAUUUAUAAUAGUAAAAAGUUAAAUAGUUGCCGUUACCGUUUCAUUAGUAAGUGGAACUUAAUUUAUUUAGUACCAAAUACUAAUAAAUAUUGUAUAGGAAUUUCAAUACUCCAUUUACAGGCAACACCUCUGGCUGAUAACUUACUCACCUAAAUAAUUUGUAUUUGAAUGCGCGUUAUUUGAUAAUUCACCAAAAGGUAUUGGUCUCUAACUCUCAUUUUCUGGAUCGAUUUUAAAUAUACAAACCUAAAAAAGUUCCCCCGAUGAAAUUUGUAUUUCUUAUAAAAAAAAAGUUCCAAAGUAUUUUUCAUUGUUUACUAGGUCUGAUGGCAGGCGCUGAGAGUGCUCUUGGAGCUCUUGUGCCUAAGUCUCAUGACAUAUUUAAUCUUGCUGUUGUUUGUGCACGAAUGGACUGAGCGUUGUCAGUUAUUAGUCCACGCAAACAUGUGGCGUUCUCAUUUAUAUCACGCUAUCUGUUGAGCUAACCCUACUGCCUCUGCACUCUUUAUGGAUGAUAUUGUCUCCUCUAAGUGUCUUUUUUAGCAUCUGAACCUCAUUUCCUCAUUUA